Messenger RNA from Syngnathus typhle (broad-nosed pipefish), 693 nucleotides. RefSeq names its product PROP paired-like homeobox 1 (gene prop1). The coding region runs from base 1 to 693 and encodes 230 amino acids. The record is from RefSeq and is a predicted model, not a curated record. Gene Ontology annotation, biological process: regulation of transcription by RNA polymerase II. Gene Ontology annotation, molecular function: RNA polymerase II transcription regulatory region sequence-specific DNA binding; oxidoreductase activity; DNA-binding transcription factor activity, RNA polymerase II-specific. The transcript is spliced from 3 exons. Lineage: Eukaryota; Metazoa; Chordata; Actinopteri; Syngnathiformes; Syngnathidae.
AUGGCCCAAGUAAAAGUAACAGGGGAUGCAACGAGGAGCCACCAGGACUGUUCUGAUGUGUACUCUAGCAUGGCCACUGUCAGCUCCACUGCAGCAGAGAUUGGAGAUUCGUUGAGCAAGGGGUCAUUGUGUGAGACCUCUGCGGCUGCGAGUCUUAGUCGACGGAGUCGAGCCUUUCAGUCUCCGGUGAGGAGGCGCCUCCGCACCACCUUCAGCCACAAGCAGCUGGAACAUCUGGAGAUGGCCUUUGGACAGAACCAGUAUCCUGACAUCUACUACAGAGAGGAGCUGGCCCGAAUCACCAAGCUCAACGAGGCUCGCAUUCAGGUGUGGUUUCAGAACAGGAGAGCCAAACAGCGCAAGCAUGAGCGGGUCUCCCAAAAAGUGCACCCACUGGGUAUGAUGUCGGGCCACAGGGCACUACUGGGCAGCAUGCAUGUGGCACCGUCCAUGGCCCGGCAGUAUUACGGCCAGCCACUGGGCCACAUUCCACACGUCACUGCGGUGCUGCCUGCCAGAGUGUACCCCCAUCACCCCCAAGGUCCCAUCAGCUCGUGUCCUUCCGUCGCACCGCAGGUGAGCUCUCAGCAGCAGCAUGAAGAAUGGUACAGUCAUGUGAGGAGCAACCUGACCUCAACAAUGUUCUCUUUGACAUCCAUGCAGCCCCUGGAGCCCUCCUCUCAUUGGAGCUAA